Messenger RNA from Spodoptera litura, 2126 nucleotides. RefSeq names its product proton-coupled amino acid transporter-like protein pathetic. The record is from RefSeq and is a predicted model, not a curated record. Gene Ontology annotation, biological process: amino acid transmembrane transport. Lineage: Eukaryota; Metazoa; Arthropoda; Insecta; Lepidoptera; Noctuidae. Gene Ontology annotation, molecular function: L-amino acid transmembrane transporter activity. Gene Ontology annotation, cellular component: vacuolar membrane.
GUGCCGUGCGGGUACAGUGCCUUGUUUAUUUACCGUACACGAUUUCCGAUCCGUUUAUGUGAUAAUUGUGAUUUUUUUUAACUGAUAAUCGAGAAUUUUUCUUCUUUCGUGCUGUUUGAAUAAAGGUCUCAAAAAUGUCGAAGAGUAAAGAAAUGAUGGAGAUAGACAAUUUUAAGUCCACAGCGGACCUGACAAGUAAUCCUGGCUUCCAAUCGUCGCUUAGCAUAGCAUCGAAGAACAUCGAUGAGAAACCUUACAACCCAUUCGAGCAUCGGACUGUGGAACAUCCUAAUUCUACAAUCGGAUCGAUAGUACAUUUAUUGAAAUGCUGCCUUGGAUCUGGCAUAUUGGCAAUGCCUGCAGCCUUCAAAAAUUCAGGACUAAUAGCUGGAACGAUUGGGACUUUGAUUGCUGGCUUCGUUUGUACACACACCGUUCAUAUUUUGGUAAGAACAUCGCAAGAAGUUUGUGUAGAUGCGAAGAAGCCAUCACUUAGUUUCGCCGAAACCUGUGGAGCGGCAUUUACUUAUGGACCGAAAAGAUUACAAACUUGGGGCAAUUUUAUAAAAGAACUGGUGGAUUACUCUAUGUGUAUCACAUACUUCAGCGUGUUAUGCGUCUACGUGGUGUUCAUUGGAUCUUCAAUGAAAGAAAUCCUAGACGUCUACAUGCCAGACAAUCCGCUCUCGAUACAAGCGGCCUGUGCACUUACUCUGGUGCCAUUAGUGUUAAUCUGCCAAAUACGAAACUUGAAGUACCUGGUGCCAUUUUCUGCCCUCGCCAACCUCCUGAUCUUGGUCGUGUUCGUGAUCACCAUUUACUACGUCUUCUUGGACCUUCCGUCACCCAAAGAGAGGGAGAUGGUCGCUAGUAUUACCCAGUGGCCUUUGUUUUUGAGCACAGUGAUAUUCGCAAUGGAAGGCAUUGGCGUGGUGAUGCCAGUUGAGAACGAGAUGGCGAAACCUCAACAAUUCCUCGGCUGUCCUGGAGUACUGAACGUGGCUAUGGUCAUCGUCAUCUCAUUGUAUGGCUUCGUCGGAUUCUUCGGUUACCUUCAGUACGGAGACAACGUCAAGGGUUCCAUAACCUUGAACCUUCCUGAAGAUGACAUCACCGCCCAAGUAGCAAAAGGACUGAUGGCGUUCGUGAUCUUCCUGUCCUUUGCCCUGCAGUUCUAUGUGCCCAUGGAAAUGAUUACCAGGAAGAGAAAAGGCAACGAGUCGAAGUAUGAGAACCUGGUCCAGGUCGUCAUCAGAACUGUGAUGGUUACUGUUGCAGUUGCCAUCGCCGCAGCAUUUCCCAACUUAGAACUGGUCAUCAGCUUCGUCGGAGCAGUUUUCUUCUCAACCCUCGGUCUUCUGAUCCCAGCAAUAGUGGACACGGUCUACCGAUGGGAGAAUCGUCUGGGUCGCUUUAAUUACAUUCUCUGGAAAAAUACACUCAUUGGAAUAGUUUCCAUUAUAGCCCUAUUCUCUGGAGCUUAUGUAUCUGUUCAAGGCAUGAUCGAAGAUUUUGGUGGACACAGUCAUGAGAACCAUGUAUUGUUUGAAAAUGCUACUUUGACGUGAUUCUGGAUUAGUUGGAAUGGAUGGUUGGUAUGUGGAAUGUAUGUCGUCAUACAUUUUUGCCUGAUUAUGUAUGGUAUGUAGAUGGAAGUACAAUAUAUGGUGGAUUCCAUACAUAUCUACAUAUGUAUUUCGUGUAGUGCCUUAGAUAAAUAAAAGUAGAUGGUUGUGAUUUUGUUAAAGUCAAGUUACCAUAUAUAUUUAAUUAGUAAAUAAAGUACUUAGUAAAUGAUUUUAAGUAAAAUACAAAUUAGACUAAUGUAUUGCUAUAAAAUUUCAAUUUCAAAGAGAUUGAAGAUCAUAAACUUAGCCUUUGGAACCUCAAAUUGGCUUGAGAUUAAAAUUAAUGUACAUUAGGUAUAUCUAGAUUCUGAAAUUCUAGCAAUGAAUUCAUUUUAAAUAGCUAAGGUGCCUAAUUGCUAGUCACCUAAUUACUUUUGAAGAUAAUCGUAACUAGGUUUAGUUUAUUAUGAGUUUUAUAGAGUGUAAGUAAAUAGGUAUAUAUUUUUGACAAUUCGGACUCGUACACAAAACUGCGAUGCGACGUCGCAUCGUAAAAAU